Messenger RNA from Coccidioides immitis RS, 1023 nucleotides. RefSeq names its product transcriptional activator. The record is from RefSeq and is a predicted model, not a curated record. The transcript is spliced from 2 exons. The coding region runs from base 1 to 1023 and encodes 340 amino acids. NCBI's taxonomy places the organism in Eukaryota, Fungi, Ascomycota, Eurotiomycetes, Onygenales, Onygenaceae.
AUGGCUGGUACGGAGGUGCAAAAGGCCGGUGGUCCCCCCAAAGAUCAGUCCGAAACGUUGGCAACAAUUACCCGAGACAUACUCGACGAGACCUUCUACAAUAUCAUUCACGAUAUCGUCGCGAAAGUCCACCGUGAGGAGAAGGUAGCCCGAGCCACGUCAGCUGUAAUCGGAGUAAGACAGCUCGCUGAGAAGGAGUCUGCUCCUCCCUCAGACGAUGGAGCGGAAAAUCAACAAACCGCGGCAGCGGUCAACGGCUCUUUGAACUCCAUCAAGGUAGAGACGGGCGCAGCCGUGUAUGAUGGAGGCAGAGUAUACUUGAAGGGCAACCCUCUGGUCACCACGAAAGAAAUUCUUUGCCCAAACUGUCAUCUGCCCCGACUGCUAUAUCCGCUAUUUGGAGAAGGCGCGCGUCCGCCACCAGAUCCAAAUAAAGAGUACUGCAGGAAACACCCGCCAAUACGUAUGCCUGGUCGUGAUGUUCACGGAAAUCCGUUUGCCAUCGAAAAAGCCACCAACAAGAAGAAGAAGACCCAAGGUCCGGACGGCAGCACCCCGACGUCUAGUCCCCCAUCAAACGUCGAAUCAGCUCCAGCUCCGAGUUCCCUCAAACAGCUGCCCGAUAAGAUGUUCAUGCCGACAACGAAGUGUCCAAACUGCCCACGAUACUUCCUCGUGACAAAAAGUGCCCAGCAUUUGGACAGAUGUUUAGGAAUAACGACGAGACAAUCCAGCCGUAAUCGAACCCCUUUCGACAGCGGCAUCAGUACUCCGGCGGCCUCAGCACCAACAGCUCGCAAACGGGCUCGUCCCGACGAAGAAGAGCUAGCACCUGCCAAAAAGCGGAAGGACAUCUCAAUGCAGGUCAAGUUCAAAACCGGGAAGCCUGCAGUUCCUAGCAAAUUGAAAAACGGAACAACACUUGAUAUGGUGUCUCCUGGAUCACCGCCUGCUGCCAAUCUCUCCAAACCCAUCGCGAAGACGAAGCUUAACAAACCCAGCAAGGAUCGGGAUCCAAAAUAA